AUGGCAACGUCUUCAACCAAUCAUACAGUAGAAGUACCGGAAAACGAUACUAUGAACCGCUGUCAGAAGACAUAUCAAGGAGAAGACUUCCCAUUCUUUCAUUUUGAUCAUAGUACAUCUAUCACUUCUGCGACGCAACAGCCACUACGUCUUCCUGGCUAUUCACAUUCUUUUGAAAAGAAUCUUUCAGAACUAGGAACAGACGCAGAGGCAAAAGUUACAGUUAGUUCGUCUCUUCAUUCUUUGGGAUCUUUAGUAGGCUAUCUUGGAAGUAAUUUGCCAUCUGGAAGGUUUGCUGAAAACAACAGCCUCGAUUCGUCCAUUAACGACCUUUCCUUUGAGGCUGAGCAACUCGAAAGAGCUAUUAGGCAAAAUGACACUUCUUUUGUUCGACGGAUGUUGGAGCUUCAUCACGCCAGGUUUCCAGUUAAUCUUCAUGGGAGCAUCUUAGACAAAAGUAGCUGCGGCUCUCAAAGCCACUGUGUUAGUCAAGAUGUAGACAUCCUACUUCGUAAAAGCCAGACGUUACUUGACCGUUUUGACCGUCGAGAGAGCUUAUCCACAGACCAAGAGUCACCUCUUGUGUUUAGUAAUGCUCUUCAUCUGGCCAUUGAACACAAUUCCUUAGACGUAGCACGCCUUUUGCUCAAGUAUGGUGUGGAUCCUAAUGAAAAAGGUGUGCUUCCCACGGAUGCUGAUUUGCGAGGAUCUCAUUGUGUGGUGUCUUCUGAUGAUGAAAGCAUGGAUGAACAACGUAAGUGUGGCACAGUUAUUGAUAGCGGAGUAGCACAGUUUCUUCUCAGUUCUAACCCGAGUCUGCACAGUGACCUGGCAAAAGAACAACCUUUUCUGAUCUCUACCCACCCAACUACUAAGCUCUUUGUUACAAGAACCAACUUGUUAUCUCAUGAAAGAACGGUGUUUGUGUCUAGUGAUGGUAAGGAUGUAUUCUACGAAGAAGUGUACACGCGAGAGACACUGUAUAAUCUACCACCCCUUUUUCUUGCUGUGGUAUUAGGUUACGCAAAUCUGGUUUACUUAUUGUUAAAGUUCGGAGCGACAGUAAACGUGCAGGAUGAAUACGGAGUUACCCCACUUCAUCUAGCCGUCAGCAGGAACCGAGUGUCUUGGCAGUGCAUUCACGUAUUAUUAGAAGGUGGUGCUAAAAUUACGACAGGAAACUCCCAAGGUAUCAGUCCUUGUGAUCUCAGUGAGGUAGAUUUGGUACAUUUACAAAGAUCAUUAAUAGAAGGUGCCCUAUCAUGUCUGACAGCACAUCCUACGCAAAAGGGAAGCGGCAAUUCUUUUAGUGAAGAAUCGGUUUCAACCAACAGAUAA
Molecule: messenger RNA, 1338 nt
Organism: Limulus polyphemus (Atlantic horseshoe crab)
Lineage: Eukaryota; Metazoa; Arthropoda; Merostomata; Xiphosura; Limulidae
Exons: 3
Coding region: 1-1338 (445 amino acids)
Molecular function (GO): protein binding
Source: RefSeq, a predicted model, not a curated record